Trichomonas vaginalis G3 is the source of this 975-nucleotide messenger RNA. RefSeq names its product glycoprotein 38 family. Lineage: Eukaryota; Parabasalia; Trichomonadida; Trichomonadidae. The record is from RefSeq and is a predicted model, not a curated record. The coding region runs from base 1 to 975 and encodes 324 amino acids. The transcript has a single exon.
AUGGCAACACAAAUUAUUACUCCGGGAGAAAAGUAUUGUAUUAGGGGUUCGGUUCUUCUUGCAGCAAAUACAUCAUUCUCAAUAAAACCAUAUUUUGCCAAAUCAAAUGGAUAUACAACUGAUUUUAUUUAUGAAGAAUCUGAUGAAUUUGCAAAUCCUCUAGCAGUCCUUGGAUCAUCCAUCACAAGACGAGGUGAAUCUGGACAACAAUUAGAUUAUACAUAUCCCAUUAGUAUUAUCAAAGCAAAUCAAGCACUCAAGCUUCAAUGUGUAUGGACAACUCCAUCUGUUUAUUUUUCCUAUAUAUCUGAUAACAAGACAAUUGAAUCAGGUUCUGAAUCUAUAGUAUCAACGUUAAGAAAAGGAAAUAUCAAAAUAGGUCUAUCAAUUAUAUAUUCAGAGAACUCUCGAAAAAUUAAAAUGCAAAGUUUAUCUUUAAUUUCGAAAAAGAAUCUUACAUAUUUCUAUAACAGGGAUCAAUAUUUCGACUUCGCAUAUUCAUAUUUUCCUCUUGAUGGUCAUAAGGAUAGAAAUGGAACUCUUGGACCAUCGGCAUGUGCAGAAUUUAGAGCAACAAUGAGUCAAUAUGAGAAAGUUAAAGCAAAUGUGAGCGUGUCAGGUAAUGUCACAAUUUCUUGGCAGCCAACGGCAUCUGCAUCUGCUGCAACCGAUGAUGAUGAAUUCUUAUUCCCAGAGUUUACCGCUUCUUUGUCAACUAAAGAAGGAGUUUUCACAUUAGACAAUAUUGAUCAAAAAUUCCCUUCUAUGUUGACAACAAAAGAAGAUAAUGAUGAUAAUCUUGAAAAAGGAGAUGCUGAUCAAACGGAUGAAAGUGGGUUACCUUGGUGGAGCAUUUUGCUGAUUGUUAUUGGUGCAAUCAUUGUCAUUACUAUUAUUUUUGUUGCUAUAGUCUUUAUAUUUGUAUUCAAAAAGGCUAGAGAUAACAACUCUGAAAAAUCAGAGGAAAAUAUCUAA